AUGGCCUAGUCAGUCACUGCUAGUCACAGUGUGUGUAGUAAAAACAUAACGUGUGUUUCUCCCAGAGAAUUCUACUCAGUAUUGGUUUAUAUUCUACCUGUCUGUAUGUAGGUGUAGAAGCUUACAGAGCAGCAGUUUCAAGGCUGCCACGCUGUCAUUUUAUAUGUAAAAGUUGAUUAUAUAUUUUGAUGUUGUUUGCUAGUGAGCUGUCUACUCAAUGUAUGGAAAUCCUACUUGUCUGCUACCCCGGCACCUAAUGGAUUUAAUGCCUAUAUUCUGGUUUCUCGUGUUUCUUUUCGUGGACGUAACUAAACAGGAUCGCAGUGAUGACAUGUGGGAAGCCCUAACGAUACGCUACAGACAAUGGGAGAAACUCCCACGGACAUCACACGAUGCAGAGAGACAGGGCUACAUCCGACAGAAUGAUAUAUGUAAAACCAAUUCAGUCAACAAAUACCAUGGUUUUCUGUACAAGCAGAAGGAUGACACCAAGGUCCUACCUAUAUAUGACCUAAACGGCUGGAUAGCAGGCAUACAAGCUAUGAUCCCGGGGAAUAUGAAGGGAUUCAACUCCAGGAAUGAGAGUAUACCUCUACCACACAUUGAUGUAAUGCCGCCCAUUAUGAUCGGGGAUAUUAUAGACGGCAUCCAAAUGUACACAGUGACAGCUUAUUUCAAACACCCUAAGUUGAUCUGCAACCCGAUUGCGCGGAUCGGGAUAACUCUAGGUAAAGGACUCUACAUACAGAUGGGGCCUGACCCCGUCACUAUGUACCAACAGAUCGCAAUGCACGCCAAGGAUCUCUCUCCCAUCUGGAAACCAGGAAGCUGUAUUCCCACCAUGGGUCUCCAUUACUUCCGUAAUCUUUCCAAAGACUUGCCAUGUGAGAAAAUCUACCCAGUAUUCCUUAUGUACGAUACUGAAGGAAAGCUUGGUGCCUUUGGCUGGUCUUUCCAGGGGAAACCCAUGGAUGUAUCCAGUAGUAAGAUCAGCUGGUUCCGCAUGACUCCCCAAACAUAUGCGUUCACAUUUGAUACCAGAGUGUUACCAGCGUGCAUGUUUCACGAAGACUUCCGAAUAUUUGGGAUACAUAUAUGGUUACAGCCGCACGACUCAGAGGAAAUGACAUGUCCGAUAGUGAUACAGGACCCUCCCACCGGGUCUCCGGGACACAAACCCAGCACGAUCAACUACACCAAUGGACCUCAAGUUCCAAUGAUUACACCUCAACCAGCAGAGGAAAACAGUGCACCAUCGGUGUCUCCAUCGUCAUGGAUGCUGUUCUGUGUUACUAUAGUAACUGUGUUACAUCUCAGAACUCUUGGAGGAAAUGUCAACCCACUCUCAUAACAGUAGACUUCUGGUUUGUAAAAAACCAGUCGUAAUUGACUUUUGGAGAAAAAAACAACCAACAUCUGUUUCUGAUUGUUUCAAGUCUUUCAACUUAAGCCUGUAGUUAACAUUCGUCAUCAACAUAAGUCUAGUAAACUUUCAUUAUUAACACAAGUCUGUAGUGAAUGUUCAUUAUUAACCCAAGUCUGUGAUGAACGUUCACUAUCCCCUCAUUCUUGUGAACAAUUGCUAUCAACAUAAGUCUGUAGAGAAUGUUCUUUAUCCAAUUGAUGCUAGAGUUCUUACCAGCAGGCAGAACAUUCAAAACUGUUAAAUUAAAUAUCUCUUAUGGUCACUUUCUCCUAUAAAAUGAUUGCUAUGGGUUUGCUUGCACUUUGAUUACAAAUUAAAGUGACUGCAAAUGAUUCGUUAUUAUAUAACUGUCUGUUUUGUUUAAUUUAGAAAUUGAACAAAGAUUACAAGAAUAUGUUUGACAUAUGAUGUAUGACAUGUUUUAGCAAUGUCUUGCAUGACAAGUGGAUAGAGGUUGACUUUAGUUCUGUGUCGAUAAAGCCUUGAAAGAAUUGAUGAUGACCUGUUCAAAGGGAGGUAACUCUGGGAGAGACAGAGGAGAAAUGGACUAUGCAGUCAAACAACAGAUCACAUCGCAGGGUCAAACAUCAUUUAUUGUUCAAUAUUUAACAAAAUUGUUUUUGUGUCAAUUUAACAUCUUCAACAUGAAGAAAGCUAACCUACAUAUGAUAAGAAAUACAGCAUGUGUAAGAGUAUUCCUUGAAACUGAACCAUGAAUUUGCCUAAAAAUCAUUUAAUCAUUCCAAACAUGUAUGAAGGGCCGAUCCAUUCCUCUCUCUAAAUAUAGUGCAUCAAUGUAGAACAUUUGACAUUUUCUUCAUCUUUUGCCGGUGAGACAAAAUUCCUUGUUGUGACAGAAGUACAUGAUCACUGCUAUAAAUAGGUGGAGUCUGUCUACUGUGGGGAAAGGAUUUAAGAUUCAAUUAUCGAAAAUCAACUUAAAUCAAUUUCAAAAUACGAUAUAUGAAAGUCUACAAGAGAUUUAAAAAAUAGUCUUAACUUGCUUUUGUAUAAUUCCUAAAAAAUCUGAUAUUUUCCAAACAAACCGUGACUUAAAUGAUAGUCGAUUUCCCCGACAGCAGAAAUGUAAGCUGUACCUGUAGUGUAUGAUCAUCGUACCAAAUACUUAUGGUGCUAUCCCUGCGUGACCGUUCAUCAACCAUCACUGGAUACUUCUUAUUUUUCAUCAACACCAUUUCUCUGAUUUGUAUCAGCUUCUUCUUAAAGGUCACAAGCCUCUUUUCGUCACGAUUACAAAUCUUCAUGUCAUCCUCAUGACUUUAUUUAAGUAGGCCGAUUUUUGUCUGGUCGUUUUCAUCUACAGUAUUGUGCAAAUCUUUCGGAGUCAGAUUUUUGCAUUAAUUUUACAUAAAAGGCAGUAUAGAUUUAAAUUUACCUUUGAAUAUAGAUGGACCAUUACACAGAUUGAAAUUUAAUUUGUUAUCCUAAAUUUUAACCAGAUUUUAAGUUUCACUUCAGACAUAUUAUGCAGAACAUUAUAGUAAGGGUUUAAGUUUAUCUUUGAAUAUAUAUUAACUCAUGCACCCCUGAAGACACAUUUCGACUCUUCCAAUUCAAAGUUUGGAAUAGUUCAUUAUGAGAUUUCAGGGGCGAAUGAGUUAAACAGAUUAAGAAUUAGUUAGUAAUCCUUACCAUAUUAAAUACUGAACAACUUUUUUAACUUACACUUCUGACGUUUUAAUCGAACAUAAUAUACAGAACAUUACAUUUUCUUCAGAUUGACAUUACUAGUAUAUUCAUUUCAUCAACAAACUGCUACCUGUCAUUUUGAAUUGUUUGUGAAAACUGAAACAUCGGCACAAAAGUUAACUCACAAUUUAAUUCAUGGAGUGACUGCUCGACAUUAAGUGGAUAAUUUCAAACUUAAUAAUCUGUCAAAGUAAGGACAAACCAUUAUUUCACUGUCAUGCUUGUUUCCAGUCAUCAAACGAUCAACGACCGAACAAUUCAUAUAUUUAUCAUCCAGGUAGAUGUAGCAUUAUGCACGGUAACUCUUUGCCUUUCACAUUUUUGUCUGUCCUGUAACUUUCACAAAUCCUAAUUUUGAUGAUUACAAAAUAAAACGAUGUUUCAAAAAACAUACCUCAUUUUUACACAGCUCUUCUCAAUGUGAUAAUAGACUAAAAAAAAUACCAGCAAAAUAACUGUGGAAAAAUUUCCUUGAAACUUUCACCAUCAUAGGUUUCAUCAAAAUGAACAUUCAAGACGCCAUUAAAAAUUUGAACAUUGGUUUCUGGAUGAUUUUAAAUAUGCCAUUUUUCGAUAGCCGUGGGACAGUUGGUCGACAAACCUAAAAUGUGUUUCACUGUAACAAUGUGAAAUGGUGUCAUAGUGUCAUGGCAGCAGUGACAAUGACAUGUACAUAUUAGGAUUGCUAACCACUACUGUAAUUCCACAGUAAAAAGGAAAAGGAUAAAGACAUUUUAUUAAAAGGAUAAAGACAUUUUAUUUUUUUUGAAAAUUCGCUACUGCAUCAAAAACAGGUUAGUAGAUAUGUCUUAUUUGUUCCUAUUUUGUAAUAGUCAAAAGAUUGUGGAAGGCCGUGGACAGACAGUAACAACAUGGUUUAUAUACGAUGUUUUUGUAAGUGUCCCCACAUGUGUGUAAUCCUGAUCCCUAAGUGCCCACACAUCUCCAGCAUCCACUUGGUACACGUAUCAUCUCCAACUCAUAUGUAAAAUACCCAUCUUUCUCUCGUCAUGUGAUCAUUACCCAUAAUCCACUUGCAUAAUACCCAUUAUCCAAUUUAACUAUAUCUGCAUUUGUAAAUAUUUCACAUGUUUAAGUAAAUGUUUAACAAUGGUUAAUCUGAUAAGGACCAGUUUUCUUCAUGAACUUGUACAAUUCUAAGGCGCCAAUUAAAGAUUAUUAUUAUAUUUAAUUCCUAUUAUUUUGCAAAUUUUGUCAAGCAAGUUGCCAGUCAAAGGGAAAUAACUUCUACAACAUCAGUGUUGAAUUGUUAAAGGAAUUCAUCGAUAAUUAUUGUUACACCUAUUUCGGAUUGUUCACCUGCACAAAUCAUCAAUAAAAGACAAGACACUAUUGAUUUCAUAUAGAUGUGAAUAUAUUGUGCGUGCAUGUAGCAAAAUGAAAUAGCUAUUCAAUAAUAACAAUAACAAGUUUUAUUAAAAUUUGAGCAAUAUCAAAACUGAAGUAUAAAGGUAAUUCCCUUGACUUCUGAUAUAGACUCCAUAGGUACAACUCUGGUGUAUUGAAGUGUAGGACAAAGUACGUAAACAUGUAGAACUAAAUAUUGAUGUAUAUAGCUAUGUCUUAACACUUACAACGAGGUACCUAUAUUGACUGCAAAUUAAACUCUGCCUUUGAAUUUUAUUGAUCAAUCUUUGUUGAAACUAUCAUUAUCAUGCUUUUCUGGAGUUGUCAGUCAUCAAUCUUCAAGAUACAUAUUUAAAAAGGAUUUUGUGCUUCUUUGUAUACAUAAUUAAUGUACAAAGUUUCAACUACUGUUGCUUCAGAACAUUUCAAGACAAAUGUUUAUAAACAUCAAAGGCAGUUUAAAUGAAAUUGUGUAUUAGUUCAUCAUGCAUUAUUGGCAUUUUUUGGCCCAAUCACAAACCAGCACAAUGGCUUUUCUGAUUUGGGCACAAUGUUGUAAAUUAUCAUAACUGGUACCAAAAUGUUUCGGUAUGUCACAGAUAACUACAUUUAAUCAAAAGUAACUUUUUAAAAAAGUAUACACAUUUUUGCUUAUGACUACCAGAAGGAGAGAACUGAAACCAGAAUGUAACAAAUUUUAUUUUAGGCAGGUUUCCUGGAGUUUAUUUGAAAUUUUAUUGAAUUCUAUCUUUUCUAAUUAAUGAAUGUUUUGACAUUUUCUUGAUGUAAUGUCUGUGUUUGUUUAAUCAUGCUUUUUAUUUGAUAUUUUGUCAGGUGACAUUGCAUCUACUUAAAUGUAUCGUCUGUGAUAUUGAACCCUUUUUUCUCUUAUUAUCAAUAUUCUGUUUUAUGUACAAACUUCAAUCAAGUCAUAUUUACUAUAGAUGCCUACAAAAAGGUCGUGUAAAAUGUUGUGAGAAAGAAAGUAACGUUAAUGUGACUGAUUUUUUUUUGUCUGUGUAUCAAUUGUGAAAUUUAAAAUUCCUCCAUAUCAAAAAUGUACCAAAAAAAGUUGAUGAUACAGUAUUUCUUUAAUUGGAAUCCCCAUUAGGUUAUUAUCUCCAUCACAGCGUUCACUUUGCAUAAAAUAUGGAAAGGUUAAAUUUUUGGGAAAAGUUCAAUUUAAUCAACAAUAUAUGUUGACUGCAUUUUCCACUAAUAAUGCAUAAAAUCAUCUCAUAUUUAUCUUUUACUUAAAAUAGCUGAUGGAUGCUUUCUCAAUUCAAAAUAUAUGAUUAACUACUGUUUUCAGGAAGUGAUUUCCAAAAGUAGUGAUAUCUACAGUUUAUUACUGCAACUACUGGUCCGGGGACUAUGUUUACUGUGUAGUAAUUAAGUGGUGGAUACGAACCACCAAAAUGUACAGGUUUAAAUUUACAGCUUACUUGUCGUUGAACAUGCUUUAUCAGAUGGAAUAUUAAAAUAUUAUUAAAAGUGUUUCGUGAAUGUUUUGCAGUAGUCAUAUAUUUGAAUUGCUGGUAUAUACUUUAUGGAACAUGUUGCAGGUCGAAUCAAGUACAAAAUAUGGAUUUGUAAAAUUGAGUACAAAUCUACAGAAAUAAUGAUAAAGAUUCGUCUUUUUUCCUGCAGUGAGUAUAAAUCCCCGUGUAAUCCUUUCAGAUUAACACUUAAAGCUCAAAAUAUCUUUCAAAUAUUUAAACAUACCAAUAUAUUUUUCAGAAUUAUAAAAUCUUAUAAGAUCCAGACCUUGUUAUCAAACAAUUAAGGGGAUCAAGUAAGUUCAGAAUGUCACUCUAACAGGACUGUAUGUGACUAUCAGACAUUUAGAAGUUCUGUAUACCUCAUUGUAUUUCUGAUGUGAUAGUCUAUAGUACCGUAACAUCAAAUUAUCAACUGUAAACUUAAGAGAGAAAAAAAUUAUAGCAUAAAGUUAAGUAUUAUAUUGGGAAAACAAAUAGAUUUCCUCUAUUACAGAAGGUUUACAGGAGUAAAACUAUAUUUCUUUAUUUACUGUCAGAGUACAGGUUUUAUUCAAUCACAAAAAACAAAAACAAACAAUUUGAUAGUUCAGAAAUAUACCGGGUAGCUAAGAUCCCCCAAUCAAAACAUACAUUACAAAGUCAUAAUAUUAAUAUAACCUAAACCGGAAAUUGGAAUUUUCCUUUCAUUGAAUUUUAAUUACUAAAAGUCUUACAAAGGAUUUUUGUUAAUGUAAAACAAUUUUGUGGUAUUGAUGACCAUGCUCAAGAGUUUUAUUGACUAUGAUCAAAUCUGAUCUUGUUGCUUAACUAAAACAGGGGCAGUCGCUGUUUGUUUAAGUGUGUCUUUCAUUAGAGUAAUUAAUAUAAAUGUAAUAAGUUUGUAAUAAGUAUAUAUAUAUAUAUAUGUAUCUGUACUAUCAGAAGAUAUAUGCAAAAUCAGAGCUCAAAUAGACUAGCUAACAUAUAACAUUGGGUGACGGUGCGAGUCCUGUAUAGUCGUGUAGUACAUUGUAAACAAACACAGAAGGUGUGCUGAAGAAUUGAUACCCUAAAACCUCAGUAUAUUAAACUGUCUACAUUUUUUCAGCCGUAUUUUUGGCAUUAAAAAGUGGUUUAGUGGAAUAAAAACGGAGACAUAUCAAAGGAAUUGAAGACAUUAAAGAAAAAGAAGAAAAGGAAACAAUAAAAAAAUGGGACCAGUUAACAAGGUGGAAAAUGAAACAAGCAGCAUAUAUAUCGACGUUUUAUUGUAUAGCAUAAAAUCAAAUUAUCUCCUUGUCAAGGACAUUGGGUUUCCACAAAUUAUAUCAUGUGGUUUCUUUCAGGACAACUUUUCAUAUAAAAAUCGGAAUUUUCUAAACAUGAAAAUGACAAUAUUUAAGCUGCUUUCUUUGGAUUCCUUUUGCUCAUAAAAUCAUUUCGGCCACACUCUUUAUAACAAUUUAAAAAUCUGACUAAAGCGUAACAAACAUGUUUCACAGUUGGAAUGAUGACAUAAUCUGACGCACAUCAACCUGGUAAUGUCUGCAUGUAUAACAAUUAAAAUGUAUAUUGAUAUAAAAUGGUUAGUUUAGAUAAGUUAGUUUACCCUCUAUUUGACAUAUUUUAAUGUAUUAACAAACUAGGGUGUAAGGGAUAUACAAUUUAAUGAUUUACCAGAAUAAUUAGUGUAGUCAUACCCAUGAACAUUGGUUGUAUGACGACUAGAACGGUUGACUGAACAAACACACUAUUUUGGUGCAAGGCAAUAGUGUGUACUGAUAAUAUAUAUAAAGUUGACAUAUUAACACACAUUUUCAAGAAGUCUUCAGAGUAACCAAGAUUUGUGUGUCAGAAAAGGCUGACAUCAGACUUAUAAAGGUGUGUAUGUGUAUAAACCAAUUUCAUUGGUUAAGAUAUUUUACACAUUGACCACUCAGAUCUUUUCUUAUAACUUGGCAAGAUUUUGUGAUGCUAUUUUCAGAUGUGUGUCUGCCUUAACUGUUGGUAUGAAUGAUUGGUUGCUGACCCUAAAGCACGUGAUAGUAUAAUAUUGUAUGAUUGGAUGAUUAUGUAAAUUAGGGUUGUUGAAUUUGGAGUGAGAAUGUCGGGAGAUUGUAACAGUAUUUUAAUGCGAAUUCAAGCUAGUUUUUGUUACCAUGUGUUUGUAAAAAUUCAAAUCAAGUUGUGGAUAUAAUGUUGUAUAUGAUUCAAGGAUAGGUGAAUAAACUACAACUUUACAUAA
Molecule: messenger RNA, 8230 nt
Organism: Mizuhopecten yessoensis (Yesso scallop)
Lineage: Eukaryota; Metazoa; Mollusca; Bivalvia; Pectinida; Pectinidae
Exons: 7
Coding region: 218-1351 (377 amino acids)
Source: RefSeq, a predicted model, not a curated record